Messenger RNA from Vicia villosa (hairy vetch), 726 nucleotides. Its product is annotated as F-box/kelch-repeat protein At3g06240-like. The record is from RefSeq and is a predicted model, not a curated record. Bases 1 to 726 code for a protein of 241 amino acids. The transcript has 3 exons. Lineage: Eukaryota; Viridiplantae; Streptophyta; Magnoliopsida; Fabales; Fabaceae.
AUGGGACAGAACAGUGAGAAGGUUCAUGAAGUUCAUGCUAUUAGCGCAGAAAACAAUGAGAAAAAGACAAAGAGGAGAAAGACGCACAGAGAAGAAGAGAAAGACAAAGACGACGACGGCAACACUACCGAAAUCUUAUGUGCCCACAGAACUGAUGAUUUCAAUCCUUCUAAGUUUGCCGGUGAAGUCUCUUAUUCGUUUCAAAUGCGUUUCAAAACCAUGUUAAGAGAUGAUUACUUGGUGGUCUCACUGUCAUGUAUUCUAGCCCAGGAAGAUUUUUCACGUUUGGAAUAUUUCUCAUUGAAAGAUAACAAAUGGAAGGAAAUUGAGAAUACUCAUUUCCCUUAUACACUCGACAAGAUUGACCCGAGAGUAGGAUCGCUCUAUAACGAUGCUAUUCAUUGGUUGGCUUUACAUUCGGAUUCAUUGAUGGAAGUUAUUAUUGCAUUUGAUUUAAUUGAAAGGAAACUUUUUGAGAUGCCUUUUCCAAAUGAUGUAGAGCAUAAAUCUGAUCGUUGCGAGUUAUGGAUAUUUGGUGAAUUUCUUAGUUUAUGGGGUAUGGAUUGUGAAAAUAGAAGAAUUGAAAUAUGGGUGAUGAAAGAAUACAAUGUGCAUUCGUCUUGGAUUAAGGGUAUUGUUCUCUCUUUGAACAUCUUACCUCCUCAUAAGUUUUCCCCAAUAUGCUCUACAAAAAAUGGUGAUAUCAAUGAAAUCUUAUGUGCUUGA